GAAAUGUAUAAGAAGAAUCACUCAGUGGUCACAGAGUUCCUUCUUCUUGGAUUUCAGAAUAUUGAAAGUUUCAAGAUGUUCUUUUUCUCCUUUCUCCUUAUUUCAUACUUUAUAACUUUAUCUGGAAAUGUUCUUCUUAUUUUUCUGGUUUCUACAAUGAGGACUCUGCAGUCUCCUAUGUAUUUAUUUAUUUCCCAAUUAUCCAUAUCUGACAUCUUGUUAACAACAAAUAUUGUCCCUAGCUCACUUGACAUUGUGCUGGCCGACGGGAAAGUUGUGUCUUUUGCCGAGUGUAUAGUACAAUUUUAUUUUUUUGGUGGCAUUGAAUCAUUUGAGUGUCUUAUUCUUACUGUAAUGGCAUAUGAUAGAUACCUGGCCAUCUGUAACCCUCUUCGUUACAUUUCUCUAAUGAAUCAUGUGAUAUGCAUUAAGCUAAUUGCAAUGUCUUGGUUGUUGGGUUUCUUUGGAAUAUCGCUUGACACAAUAUCCAUAUCUAGACUCAACUUCUGUGGACCCAAUGUUAUUAACCAUUUCUUUUGUGAUCUUACACCCCUUUUGGAACUUUCUUGCUCAGAUACCUUUAUUGCUAAAUUAGAAGCUACUUUAUUAUGUGUUCCCUUGAUUAUCCUCCCUCUCAUAAUUAUCAUCAUUUCAUAUGCCUAUAUUGCCAUCACCAUCCUGAAGAUUUCAUCCAGGGUUGGUAGAUGGAAAGCCUUCACCACUUGCAGCUCCCACUUGACAGUGGUUUCUAUAUAUUAUGGGACACUGAUUUGUAUUUAUGUUCUUCCAAAUGGAGGCCAAUCAUUGACCAUCAGCAAAGUCCUGUCUCUGUUUUAUACAGUUGUGACCCCCAUGCUUAAUCCAGUCAUAUAUAGCCUUAGAAAUAAUGACAUCACAUGUGCUUUGGAGAAGCACAUUUUUAGUAUCAUUAUAAGAAAAUUAAGGAGAUUAUCAUGA
Pelobates fuscus (common spadefoot toad) is the source of this 957-nucleotide messenger RNA. Its product is annotated as olfactory receptor 5P60-like. Gene Ontology annotation, biological process: G protein-coupled receptor signaling pathway. Gene Ontology annotation, molecular function: G protein-coupled receptor activity; olfactory receptor activity. The record is from RefSeq and is a predicted model, not a curated record. Gene Ontology annotation, cellular component: membrane. Lineage: Eukaryota; Metazoa; Chordata; Amphibia; Anura; Pelobatidae. The transcript has a single exon. The coding region runs from base 4 to 957 and encodes 317 amino acids.